Messenger RNA from Teleopsis dalmanni, 1056 nucleotides. RefSeq names its product golgin subfamily A member 7B-like. The record is from RefSeq and is a predicted model, not a curated record. Gene Ontology annotation, cellular component: palmitoyltransferase complex. Gene Ontology annotation, biological process: peptidyl-L-cysteine S-palmitoylation; protein targeting to membrane. Bases 283 to 690 code for a protein of 135 amino acids. Lineage: Eukaryota; Metazoa; Arthropoda; Insecta; Diptera; Diopsidae. The transcript is spliced from 4 exons.
UAUCUUAUAUAUGUAAAUUAAUUUUUAGAAAACAUAUUGAUAAGCGGUUUGAUAAGUACCAUACGGUACUUAUACGGUUACUUAAGAAACGAUUAGUCAUACGACAACAUGUUGAAUCACCAUCACUAAACCAAAUCAGUCAAAAAAAAGUUUGUGCUUGGAAAAAUAUUUCUGCUUGACAGCAAUUGGAAUUAAAUAAAUUAAUUAAUAACAAAUAAAUAAACAAGAAGUAACUUUUGAAAGCUUGUGUGUUACAGCAAAAAAUCCAAACUGAUUUUGAAAAUGGCCCAAGGUUCCACCUUGGCUACAGCCAACAAGGUUUUCAUACAGCGCGACUACAGCGAAGGCACAUCUGUCAAAUUCCACACACGACUGCCCAGCGAGCUGGAAGGCUUGAUUGAACGUCAAGUAUUUGAAUCAACCAUCAACAGACUUAAUGAAUUUUUUGCCGAAGCGGAGCAAGGCUCAUGCAGUACAUAUUGUGAGGGAUGCAUUGGGUGUAUUACGGCUUAUUUAAUCUAUAUGUGUGCUGAGACGCAUUAUGAAAAAACACUUCGUAAAAUUUCCAAAUUCAUCGCUUCCCAAAAUGAACGCAUUUACAAUCCUAAAGGUCUACAAAUUAUCGAUCCCACCUAUCGUGGCUUGCGUGUCAUAGAAAUAUCGAUAUUGGAUAGACCAGGAAGGACGUGACUCCCACUAUCACACUCUACUGAAGAAUUUUUCAUGUAAUAUUUUUGCGCAUAAAAAGCUUACGAAGCAGCAGGAUUCGUUCGUAGUCACCAAAUUAAUGCAUCAGCAGCCAAACUUCAAAAGGAAAAUUUGUCAUUAAAAACUGAUAUGUUUUAUUAUAAUUUUGUUACAUAUAUAAUAAUUUAAUUAAUAAUUUUUUUCAUUUCGGUUGUUUAUUAAUAUAUAAUGUUUUAUAUUAGCAUAUUUUUAAUACGAGAAGAGAGCAGUGUUUCAUAUUUAGGUUUAAGCUCUAAAAGCUAUAGGGACGCAAACAAAUUUACAAUAAUUUUAUUAAUUUAUUGUAUUUAUACACACACAUAUAUAUAU